AUGAGCAUGCUGCCUCUUGGAACCUCAUCAUUUCGAGACCACGGUAGCGAUGAGUCCUCCGUCAGGUACAAAGCAGAUCCUCCAGGAUUGACUUCAGUGCGAACCACUUACGUCACCAAUAAGUUCUCACCACUCAGCAGACAGCUGGUUACGUAUCGAGACAGAAACUCAAGUUCUUCUCGUGCACCCUUGAGAACCACUUCAGCAACUCGUUCUCAGACUGUGGCAGAGAUAGACAUGCCUUUUCCAAGACUGGUUGAAGAAACAUCCACAUCAAGAGCGGCAUGUUCGAGUGGCAUAGUCCGUCUCCCUAUUAACGCUACGCAGCAGGGUGGACGAUACUUGCUUCGGAUACCAAAAAAUGACAUUGAAAGCAGACCGCUGCAGAAUACCUUGCCACCAAGGAGAAUGUUAAUACCAACAGUUCCUCCAAGCAUGUCCAUGGGUGGAGAGUGCUCGGCAGAUGAAUAUGAAAUUUUAUAUGAGAGUGGUGGAAAUCCACUCAUAUGUGUAGCGGAAGAUAUUAACGAGGACGUUUAUUACCAGGAUUCCGUGGACAAGAAAAACUUCUAUUGCUCGGAGAUAACAUGCUUUUGGCACGGACCAACACAAGCUUCUUUACGACGGCAUAUGAUGAUCACUCAUAGCCGAAAUGUCAUGAACAGCAGUGGGAUUCGGGCAUGUGGUGCUCAAACGAUACGUCGUUCUACGAAACCAAAAGGAGUAUGUGCAUGA
This is a messenger RNA of Cooperia oncophora, 735 nucleotides long. NCBI's taxonomy places the organism in Eukaryota, Metazoa, Nematoda, Chromadorea, Rhabditida, Trichostrongylidae. The record is from the annotation of a GenBank genome assembly.